UUUGUGUUGCUAGGGUCAGUUAAAUUAUCGGCUCCGAUAAGGCGAUUCUCUGUAGACAUAGCAGCUUCUGGGUUAGAGUUCCAAAGUUCCAAGAACUCGGAUCUGGAGUCUAAAGUUGCUCUGCCUAGUUCCCAAAACGAGAGAUAGGCCAAGCUCAAUGGAGAAGUUGCAGGUGCUCCUAAGGCAUCCUAUCUUCUGCAACCUGUUCUUGCUGCUAGUUUAUGUUCAAGCAUGUUCAAACCUUGCUAUGGCUGGUUCCAUAGUUAAGUUUCUUCCAGGAUUUGAAGGACCCCUCCCCUUUGAACUCGAAACCGGGUACAUUGGAGUUGGUGAAUCAGAGGAUGUGCAGCUCUUCUACGCUUUUAUCAAGUCAGAGUCAAAUCCUGAAUCGGAUCCUCUUAUCCUUUGGUUAGAUGGAGGACCUGGCUGCAGUUCAUUUAUUGCACUUUUCUUUGGGACAGGGCCAGUAAUUGUCGAGCCAUUGUCGUUCGACGGCACUCUGCCCAACUUGGUAUUAAAUCCCCAUACUUGGACCAAGGUUGUAAGCAUCAUCUUUCUGGAUUCGCCAGUUGGAACUGGUUUUUCUUAUGCUAAGACUGCAGAAGCUUCUCAAUCUUCAGAUUUUCAAGCCUCUGAUCAAGCUUAUGAAUUUAUCAGGAAGUGGCUACAUGAUCACCCAGAGUACAAGUCGAAUCCAUUCUAUGUUAGUGGAAUCUCGUAUGGGGGCAUUCCUGUUCCAAUAUUAACUCAACUUAUAUCAAAUGGAAACGAGGACGGCAUUGAACCACGUAUUGAUCUUAAGGGAUACAUACUUGGAAAUCCACAGAUCAAGGUUUCAGGACUUCUGAACUAUAGGGUUCUGUUUGCUUAUAGGAUGGGGCUGAUUUCUGAUGAACUCUAUGAGUCCUUGAAGGUUAGCUGUAAAGGGGAAUAUGAAAUCAUAGAUCCCAGUAAUGCAGUGUGUUCGAAAAAUAUGCAGGCAUACAAUGAGUUGGUGGUUCGUAAUAUUGACAAUCAAAAUAUCUUGAUUCCCGUAUGUCAUCCCCUUUCACGAGAGCCAAAUAAAUUAUUUACUGGUGGGAGAUCCAUUAUGCAAAUGUUGUAUGAGAAGUUUGAAGAGCUAGACGUUCGGGAAUCUACUCAUGUCAAAUGUCGAACAGAAUGGACUAUGCUCCUUCAGCACUGGGCUAACAACAAGAGUGUCCAAGUGGCCCUCCAUGUGCGAAGGGAAACUAUCGGACAGUGGUUAAGAUGCAACGAUUUCUUGCCAUACACAGAAAAUGCAGCGACUGUUGUACCAUAUCAUGCAAACCUUAGCACUAAAGGUUAUAGAUCCCUUGUAUACAGUGGUGACCAUGAUCUGUUGGCCCCGCACAUUGAAACUCAAGCGUGGAUAAGAUCUCUACAUUACCCAAUUAUUGACGAUUGGAGACAGUGGAUUCAUGAAGGCCAAGUUGCCGGAUACACAAUGACCUACGCAAAUAAGAUGACAUUUGCAACAGUGAAGGGAGGAAGCCAUGUUGCUUAUAUGUUCAAGCCUGCCGAAUGCAGAACUAUGCUUGAGAGAUGGAUAUCGCAUCAGCCUCUCUAAUCAGUUGGCAUAUGGAUAUGAACAUUUUUUAUGACUUCUGAGCAUCAAAUGUUCCACUCUUAAAUAUAAAUUAUUGUAACUUUGGGUCAUGAGACGCUUCUACUCUAACUCUCCAAUGGAUUGCCUUCUUAUGGAGAUAUGAUUAGUGGAGAAGUGAAUAAAAUGUAGUAGUUAAAAUUGGAAUCACGUUACGCCUCCAAACAUUUCUAUA
This is a messenger RNA of Coffea arabica (coffee), 1802 nucleotides long. Its product is annotated as serine carboxypeptidase-like 2. Gene Ontology annotation, biological process: proteolysis; secondary metabolic process. Gene Ontology annotation, molecular function: serine-type carboxypeptidase activity; acyltransferase activity, transferring groups other than amino-acyl groups. The record is from RefSeq and is a predicted model, not a curated record. NCBI's taxonomy places the organism in Eukaryota, Viridiplantae, Streptophyta, Magnoliopsida, Gentianales, Rubiaceae.